AGGUUGGCUCUGGCUCUGGCACGGGUCCGGGAGAACGGAGGCAGCAUUGAUCAGAGUGGCAGCAUGGCUUCGUCUCACGGGAGAAGCGACCAGCGGUUCGCAGACUGGAUGUCAAGUUUACCGCAGAGCAUGCACACAAUCCCGCUCACCAACCUGUCCAUUCCCGGUUCCCAUGAUUCCUUCAGUUUCUACAUCGACGAGGCGUCUCCAGUUGGCCCAGAGCAGCCUGAGACGGUGCAGAACUUUGUGUCUGUUUUUGGCACGGUGGCCAAGAAGCUGAUGAGGAAGUGGUUAGCCACGCAGACGAUGAACUUCAACAGCCAACUGGAGGCUGGGAUCCGCUUCUUUGACCUGCGCAUCUCAACCAAGCCCCGCGACCCCGACAACGAGCUGUUCUUCGCCCACGGGCUCUUCAGUGCCACAGUCAGAGAAGGUCUUGAGCAGAUCAGUAGUUUCCUGUCGGCUCACGCCCGAGAGGUCGUGUUCCUGGACUUCAACCACUUCUAUGGCGUGCAGAACCUGCACCAUGAAAAACUGGUGGCCAUGCUGAGAGAGGUGUUCGGAGAGAAACUCUGCCCAGUUGUCUUUGCUCAGGAGGUGACUCUGCAGUAUCUGUGGGAGAAGGAGUUUCAGGUACUGGUCUUCUAUCACCAUCCCAUGGCCCUGGAGGUGCCUUUCCUGUGGCCCGGCCAGAUGAUGCCAUCUCCCUGGGCCAACACCACAGACCCUGAGAAGCUGAUUCAGUUUCUCCAGACUUCUGUCACGGACCGCAGGAGGAAGGGAACGUUCUUUGUCUCCCAGGUGGUUUUGACACCGAAGGCCAGCACUGUGAUGAAAGGUGUGGCCAGUGGACUGAGGGAGACAAUCACAGAAAGGGCUUUACCCGCCAUGAUGCAGUGGGUAAGAUCGCAGCGGCCCGGGGAGAACGGCAUCAACAUCAUCACCGCUGACUUUGUGGAGCUCGGAGAAUUCAUCAGCGCCGUCAUCACCCUCAACUAUCACCUGGAUGAAGAUGACGAUGAUGCCACCUGAGAGCCUGCAGGGGGUGUCAGAGAGCACAGUCGCCACCGCCACUGCUGCCAGUGUCUGGGUCUGUGUUCUCUUUUCACUUUGGCAUUUAUUCGAGGAGGGGGGCUUCACUGCGCCUUUCACUUUAUUUAGGGCUACGGUGAAUUGUGAGAUGAAAUGGGAGAGGGAGCAGGACAAGUCAGAAUGAAUAGAAACAGCACUAGUGUUUGGUUUGGGCACAAAGAGAACGAGGUUCCGCUUGGUUCCUGUUUUGGGGCUCCAUAUUUUUUUAAGUGAGACAUUGAUUUUCUUCAUUUCCUGUUCUUUAAAAAAGAUAUUUGCUUUCCCCACUGUUCCAAUGCAAUGUUUCAAGGUUUCUCAAGAGAGCAUUUUAUCCCCCCUGGUCAAUGUAUUGGUACAUCAUUCUUAAUAUUCCAGUGACAGUUUUUGGUUUUUUUUCCCCCCCUACAGUUGUUUAGAAUUAGUUUCUGUAACUCAACUCAAUAGGUUGGUGUAAAUAGCUAGCAGUGUCAAAAAUAAGUUUUUAUUUUCUGAAAAAAAAAAAAAAAACCCACUGGAGUUGAAUUUGAAAACACAUUUAGCAGUUUUUCUUCUAGUAAGUGUCAGUCAGCUUGUUCAUACUGGUCUGCCAAAGCAAAAGACUUUCAUCACGUGAUUAUGAUUGUUAUUAAUGCAUUCAGUGUUACUGGUCCCUUUCAGAAAUGCUUUUAUUAAGAAAUACACUCCCAGAGUUAACAGAUUAACUGCAACAUUUCAGUAGAUUAUUAUCCUUGUUGGCUAACGUAACUCUAACUCUAACUCUAACCAACCGUGUUGUUGGCCGGACAUUAGUUGAGCAGUAAAGUGUUAAAAAGAAGAAAAUAUCACUGAAAUGUUCCAAAUGCUUUGUAAACUCUGGUAAUAAACAAAAACAAUAUGUAACUGGAUACAAGGCUGUAUCCACUGUGUGACUCCUCUGCCCCUGUAUACGUCUGUAUUUACUGCUGUAGUGCAGCGUACUGUGUGUGUCAUCACAAGACCUAUCACAGCGCUAUGUCUUGUAUAAAUAGGUGUUAGAGUUGCUGAGCACCCACUCGGCCUCCCAUUACUUCAAGUCAGAAAAAAGGUUAACCAUCGACCGUCAGCAAGUUCACAGUCCGUGGGUGUUGAUGUGACACUGGUAAUUUGACACUUGGAAAAUAAUACAAUAAAUGUUUAGUUGAGGUCUAGCUGUAGCUCUUUGGUGUCUAUUUAAUUAGGUGUUUCAUGUUUCUCAAUCCCUGGAUUUCUUCUCUUUCAAUACUGGUGCAAUACAUUACACUACAUCUUUUAAUUGAUAUUAUGUACAUUCUUUUUUUUUCUUUUCUUCUUUUUUUUACCCUGCAAUGUCUUGCUGAUUGAUGAUGGAACAGCAUUUUGAAAUUGAAAUUGAGUGAGAAAUACAGUGGAAAUAUUUUUAUUGCAAGGUUUUUACACAUUAUGCAUGAUAUAAAAAAAAAAUGAUAUUUGCAUAGUUGUCAAUCAUCCACCUGCCUCAUGCUAAGCGUGGCUUCUUCUGCAGAGAAUGUAUUCUGUAAGGAUAUCAUUGUCACGUUGGGUAAUGGCGAACCAAAUACUGGGAACGCGACUGUUUGGAUUCGUGAAUGUAUGCGUCUUGUGAGUAACUGUGCCAUUCCUAUUACUGGUCUCAUGUGAUUGAGUGACUUGAGUAUAAGCAGGAAAAAUCAUGUCCGAAUCAUAUGCUUCAAUGUGAAAAUGGGCUCAGGCAGUAUAGUCUGCUUUGACUUCAGUGUGGUUUUAUGUUCAAAUGUUUUAUAUUGUGGAAAGUUUGUACAUACUGUACUUGCAAAUAGUAUACUGCAGAAAUGUUGUAAAUGAUGACGAUUAUCGUGACGAUUCAGUGACAUCAAUUUCUUAACCCCAAGGCGUGACUCGGCUUUCACAUUUAUUUGGUAACAAGGGUUCAUGAGCUGUUUAUAUUAGCGUUGUUAUUUUAUUCAUAUCGUUUUUUUAGACCAUAGUUUUUACCCGUUAAAACAAAUCUCCCAAAUACAUUUUUCUUUUUUUCUUUUUUUUAAAUGGACAGACUGGGAAAAGGCUUGCAAAUCGUGUUGUAAGGGCAUCUGUGUCUUCCCUGGUUUUAAACUGUUGUUGUCGCUUUUAUGUUCUGGUGUGAGAAGAGUCCCUUGCUGUUGUAAAGCUCAAAAAACACUUGUUCCAAUGAAAGUGACCCUGUUUUAAGUGGAAAAUGACCAAUCAAAAUAAAGCUUCUAUGCGUA
Molecule: messenger RNA, 3287 nt
Organism: Solea solea (common sole)
Lineage: Eukaryota; Metazoa; Chordata; Actinopteri; Pleuronectiformes; Soleidae
Gene: plcxd3
Product: phosphatidylinositol-specific phospholipase C, X domain containing 3
Exons: 6
Coding region: 64-1032 (322 amino acids)
Biological process (GO): lipid metabolic process
Cellular component (GO): synapse
Molecular function (GO): phosphoric diester hydrolase activity
Source: RefSeq, a predicted model, not a curated record